AUGUCUAAACAGAAAACUUCACAAAUUGACGGACCAACGCCUAAAAAUAGUUUUGGAUUUAGAAUUACACAACAAAAUUUACAGACAGCUAAAGCUCUUCAUCAGCAUCAGUAUCUAACAGUAAUGAGUAUAGAAAUCCAUGCAGAAACCAGAGGUGAACUUUCACCCAACCCAGAAAUGGACCCCAUCCAGGUCAUCUUUUAUUCUGUUUAUAAUGACGUCCCUGAGUCAGAAGGUCCACAAAUAACUACUGGUGCUAUCAUAGUUGACAAAACAUCAUCCACUCCAGGUUCUAGUCAAGAGAAGAUAACUCCACACAAGCCAACCCUACUGGAGAAAUCUGGUAUUGAUAACCUAGUAAUAUCUUAUGUAUCAGAUGAACAGGAAUUGUUAGAUGAAUUCAUUCAACUAGUCCAUAGAUGGGAUCCAGAUGUAAUGGUAGGAUUUGAGAUACAGAUGUUAUCAUUGGGAUAUAUUUUACAACGAGCUGCUCAUCUCAGUUUAAAUAUCUGUCCUAGUCUCUCUAGAUUACCUGGCACAAAGGAUGGUAAUAGAUUUAGUGCUGAGAAAGAUCCAUGGGGAGCAGAUUAUAAUACAGAGAUACAUAUAGCUGGUAGAAUAGUUCUUAAUCUAUGGAGAGUUCUUAAACAUGAGAUAACUCUGAAUAUCUAUGAUUUUGAGAAUGUAGCCUACCACGUACUACAUAGACGUAUUCCACUGUAUUCCUUUAAAUCAUUGAGUUCUUGGUUUAAUCAUAGAACUCAUCUAUAUAGAUGGCGUGUAAUAGACCACUAUAUAACACGUGUUAAAGGUUUACUACAGAUUAUAGAUCAGCUGGAUAUUAUUGGUAAAACUAGUGAGUUUGCUAGAGUAUUUGGUAUUGAAUUCUACGAUGUUUUAUCACGAGGCUCUCAGUAUCGAGUGGAAUCUAUGAUGUUACGUCUGGCAAAACCCAUGAACUAUAUCCCAGUAUCCCCCAGUGUUCAUCAACGAGCCAGAAUGAGGGCACCAGAAUGUAUCCAAUUAACUCUAGAACCUGACUCGAAAUUCUACACCAAUCCUGUAGUAGUCUUAGACUUCCAGUCUUUAUAUCCCUCUAUAAUGAUAGCAUACAACUACUGUUUCUCUACUUGUAUGGGUAGACUUGAUUUACUAGCCAAAGCACAUGAAGGACAAUAUGAAUUUGGUUGUACCUCAUUACGACAGUCUCCCUCAGUUAUUAGGAAACUAGAAGAUGAUAUAACUAUAUCACCUAAUGGUUGUUGUUUUGUAAAUCAAGAUGUUAGAAAGGGAAUAAUAUCCAAAAUGGUAGAGGAGAUAUUAAAUACAAGAAUUAUGGUGAAGAAAGCAAUGAAAAGUUAUAAAGAUGAUAAGGCCCUGUAUAGAAUGUUAAAUGCCAGACAACUUGGUUUAAAGUUGAUAGCUAAUGUUACCUAUGGUUAUACUGGAGCCAAUUUCUCCGGUAGAAUGCCUUGUAUUGAGGUAGGAGACAGUAUAGUACGUAAAGCAAGAGAAUCAUUAGAAAGAUCUAUUAAGCUAGUAGAAGAAACACCAAGAUGGGGAGCUAGAGUUGUUUAUGGUGAUACUGACAGUUUAUUCAUAGAAAUGAAGGGUAAAAGUAAAGAUGAAGCGUUUGUUAUUGGACAAGAAAUAGCUGAUACAAUCUCUAACAUGUUCCCUAAACCAAUGAAACUAAAAUUUGAAAAGGUAGUAUACCUACCAUGUGUUUUACAAACUAAGAAACGUUAUGUAGGGUUUAUGUAUGAGACCAGAGAUCAGAAAGAACCAGUGUUUGAUGCUAAAGGUAUAGAAACUGUCAGAAGAGAUAACUGUGGGGCAGUAUCUAAGAUUCUAGAGAGAUGUAUUAAGAUAUUAUUUACUAGUAAAGAUAUAUCUCAAGUUAAACAGUUUGUUAUAAGACAAUGUCAGAAAUUAUUAGAGGGUAAAGUUAGUCUACAGGAUUGUGUAUUUGCUAAAGAAUAUCGUGGAAUGGCAGGCUAUAAACCUGGUGCCUGUGUUCCUGCUUUACAAAUAGCUAGAAAAAGAUUGAAAUUUGACCCAAGAUCUGAACCUAGAACAGGAGAAAGAGUACCAUAUAUUAUAGUUUACGGUACUCCAGGAUUACCGUUGAUACAGCUAGUUCGAGAGCCACGAGAUAUGAUAAAAGACCCUACAUUGCGACUCAAUGGUACUUACUACAUCACCAAACAAAUAUUACCUCCCUUGAAUAGACUCUUCUCUUUACUGGGAGUUGAUGUCUUCAUGUGGUAUAAUGAAAUGCCCAAGGUAAUCAGAAUAGUGCCACAAUCUGUUACUGGAGCGGAGUCUAAAAAGGGUACAAUAUCUCAAUAUUUUGCUACUUCUAACUGUCCUGUCUGUGAUGAACAAACUAAACAAGCUAUCUGUAAGAAAUGUAUGAACGACCCUCAAACAACUACAGUAGUAUUAUCAUCUAGAAUACAACACUGGGAACAGAUCUACUCUAAACUAACUCAGGUUUGUUAUACGUGUAUGGGAUGUCAAGACAAUAAACAACCGUGUAUCUCUCUAGAUUGUCCUAUAUUAUUCCGUCGUCUACAAGCUAGUCAAGAUAAUCUACGUGGAGAUAAACUUCGACAAGACAUGACUAAAAUGUUGGAUUUUUAA
Molecule: messenger RNA, 2646 nt
Organism: Lottia gigantea (owl limpet)
Lineage: Eukaryota; Metazoa; Mollusca; Gastropoda; Lottiidae
Exons: 20
Coding region: 1-2646 (881 amino acids)
Biological process (GO): error-prone translesion synthesis; double-strand break repair via homologous recombination
Cellular component (GO): nucleus; zeta DNA polymerase complex
Molecular function (GO): DNA-directed DNA polymerase activity; nucleotide binding; DNA binding
Source: RefSeq, a predicted model, not a curated record